AUGAACAUUGAGACUCAGGUCUUCUUUGGUUCAUUGAACUUUAGUGCGCCACUACCUGUAUCGUCCACUCAGCUUGUUGUCCCAUUACCAUUGGCAGCACGCAACGGACCAUUGUACUUGGUGUCCAAUGGUGCCACCUCCAACAAUAUCUAUGUCAACCUGACCCCAUACUUCAAUGCAUCACCUAUGCUUGAUAUCCACGGUGGCAACAUCACCAUCACCGGAUACUUCCUCAACUACUACCGCUGGGACAACAUCCGAACCGACAUCGCUGCCAAAUACGUGUCAAAGAACGGCUUCAGCAACUUUGAGAUGUCCUUCAUCAUCCCUGAAGUUGGCAAAAACCAUGACAACACUCAACUUGUGUUGACCUAUCCGCCCGGUAUUGGACUGUUGAAGGGUACCUUUGUGAUCGACUCCCAGCCCAACUCUGGUGUCUUUGUUCCCAACUACAACACCACAACCUUGGUAUCAUAUGCCCAACUCGACCCCAACGACCCAUGGACCGUAACCAUGACUAUUGCCAACUAUAAUCAACAAUUGUCCAAUAUCCAGUUCUGGAACUAUUGGAAUGGUGUGGCCAAUCUCAACAUGAAAUGGAUCAACGACAAUACAAUGACAUUCUCAUACAUUCAACCAAUCCCAAGGUAUGGAAACAAACAACUGGAGUGUCCGGUCAAAAUGUGGUUCCAACCAGACGGCGGAAACAGUAACCGUCCCGACUUCCUUGUCUAUCCUCGAUCAUCCAUCACUGUGUACAACGGUGUGCCAACGACUGGUGGCCUGCUCCAAGUGUCAGAUCAGAGUAACAACCCAAAGACAGCCUGCUUCACACAACUUCGAGCAUGUACCGUUGCCGGCAAGUUGAUCAACGGACCAUUUGAGUGCUCAAACAUACAAAUACCGGCUGGUGUUGGACUUCAAGUGCCCAUCAAUUGCACUGAUGUGAAUGGCAACCCGUUGCUCACAGAGGUCAUCCACUUCAACUAUGGUCCAUCAGUUGCGAAUGGCCACAUCUCUGGCGGCGGCUCAACUUUGCUGGUCAAUGGACUGGGCUUUGCAUUGGGUGACACUUGGGCCUCAUUUCUCCAAUGGACCAUGGGUGCAAGUCACGGCCAACUCGACGACCACUCAAUCAUACUUUAUGGUACCACCAACAGCACCAAUGACCGGCACAUUCAAUCACUAUCAUCGGUUGUAUCAUCAGCAACUGCUCCAAUCAUUGGAAAUGUCCAACUCACUAUCAAAGGUGCAUUCCUCAAUGUACAACCAUCAAACUUUGGUUCAACUGUCAAGGUUGGAUCAGAGUGGUGUACCAUAAUCAGCAAUGAUGACGGUGUGAUUGUGUGCUGGACUCGCACACCCCAGAGCUCUGGUCCACUCCCACUUGUGAUCACGAUCGACUCCACCACCAAUGAUCCGUUCAAUGUCCAAUUCGACCUGUUCCAACCAUCGAUCACAUCGAUCACUCCAACAUACAACGAAAACUUCACUCAACUCAAUGUCCAGGGCACUGGACUUGGUCAAUCAAUAUUGAUCAAUUCCAACAAUCAAGCCUAUCUACCUGGAAUGUGCAACACCAUCAAUGACUCAUUGAUCAUUUGUGAUAUCAAGUAUCCAAACGGUACUGCUGCCCAGGGCAGCAUGAGUGUCGUGAGAAUGGGCAUUGUGUCCAUACCUUUGGCCUUUGACUUUGUACCCGUGAUCAGCAAUCAAACACUGACAGGAUCAACAUUGGUCAUUCUCGGCACCAACAUCUCCCCAUUCGCCUACAUGACUCGCCAAACAUCGUCUUCCCAAUUCACCUUCCAACCAACAUCAGCCACAUCCACCAAGAUAAUCUUCCAACUGCCUGCUCAAUUCCAAUCGGGACCAUACCAGAUCUUCUCCUCAGGCUUCCUCUCCUCUGAAUUGGUAUUGAGCCUUCAACCGGUGAUCACCAACAUAGGAUUGGACACUGGUGGCCUGUUCAUCAGUGGACAAUACCUGGACGUUAUGAUGUUCGACCGCCAACUACUUCAAUAUUCGUUGAAUGUCAACUCGAGACCUGUUGCCAGCAUCGAUACCGUCGUGUCCUAUACCAACAAGCUAUACUUCGCACUUGAUGAACCUAUCGUGCCGCUCCCCAAUGGAUCAUCGCCCAUAGUGCAGGUCGACCUCACCAUCCUAAAGCUCAGCUCAACGUACCAGGCAUCGAUCAUAUUGCCUCAAGUGGACAAUGUCACAUUCAUUCCAAACAUAGACACCAGUAGUAGUACCCUCUCACGUGGCACCAUUAUAUUUACCGGCACCAACCUGGACUGCGUACCCAAUCUCAUCAUUGGUCCUGAGAAUGGACCAUAUCCAAUCAAAAACAGCUCACCAACGAAUGCAUCAUUCGCAUUGUUCACAUUGACCGAGACCAUCUACACAUUUGUGUUGACGACAUAUCCCACCGCAGUAUGGAGCAACAAUGUCUCAAUCCACAUUCUAAAGCCAACACUGGACAGUGUAACAAUCAAUGAGCAUUCGUUUGCAACUAUCAAGGGAUCAUACCUCCUCAGUCAACUCAUGCGUUUUGGAACAUACCAACCAACAAAUUGCGCUGGUGGCGGAUUCAACUCCAACAUGACCACAUGUGACCUAUCCCAAUGCGGAGACUGUCUGGCCACAUGCAACACAUUCACCUAUGACAAUGAAAUGACCUCAUUCUCUCAGGUAUACUAUCAUGUUGAUCCAAUUUUGAUAGCAGCCGUGGCCAAUGGUACUCAGGUGAUUGUGAAUGCAGCUCUGUCAUGCACUCAAUCAACUAUACGCAAUCUAUUGGAGUUGGUAUCGAUCAAUAUUGGAAACACUCAAUGUGUGCCAAUCAGUAUGCUUGAUAACAAUGUUUAUAGUUGCCAAUCAACACUCACAUCCGGAUCAGUAUCAGUAUCACUACUUGGAAGGAGCUCCAACUCCUUGCCACUGGUCUAUAUCGAUCCAUCUUCAAAUUCAUCUUCAUCGCAUGACAACUCAUCGUCAUCACAUGACAACUCAACGUCAUCAUCGUCAUCACAUCCUAAACCGAGUUCAUCAUCAAAGUUGCCACUCAAUCAUAUUCUAACCGUCAUCAUCAUCCUCAUAUCACUUGUACUUUUUACAUAG
Messenger RNA from Acytostelium subglobosum LB1, 3126 nucleotides. RefSeq lists its product as hypothetical. Bases 1 to 3126 code for a protein of 1041 amino acids. Lineage: Eukaryota; Evosea; Eumycetozoa; Acytosteliales; Acytosteliaceae. The record is from RefSeq and is a predicted model, not a curated record. The transcript has 3 exons.